Messenger RNA from Sardina pilchardus (European sardine), 6670 nucleotides. RefSeq names its product NACHT, LRR and PYD domains-containing protein 12-like. The record is from RefSeq and is a predicted model, not a curated record. Gene Ontology annotation, molecular function: protein binding. The transcript is spliced from 16 exons. NCBI's taxonomy places the organism in Eukaryota, Metazoa, Chordata, Actinopteri, Clupeiformes, Clupeidae. Gene Ontology annotation, biological process: intracellular signal transduction; regulation of apoptotic process. Bases 298 to 5256 code for a protein of 1652 amino acids.
AACCGAGGCACUUAAAGGAGGCGGGUCAACCAGCGCUGGCAAGAAACCGUGCUAGCACAGGCUGUUGGUCAGACUAAAGUCUCGCAGAGCCUUUGAAAGUCGAUGGUAAUCAGGCUAGCGAACUACAGGAUCUGGCGAAAGUCAGGUUACAGGUUGUUCAGACCAGAAGUGAAACAGAAACUUGACUUCGGGCGUUUCUAGUAGCCUACUGUUGACAAUUGGGAGACUGCCGUGGGGAGACUAUUUGGGAGACUAUGACAGAAAUCAAAGGACUAUCGCUAGUAAAAACGUCCCAGGAUGGCGGAAACUAGCUCUACACUCAACAUGGAGAGUGAUGAGUGUAUGGGUCCAGCAAAAACCUCUGCAGGAGGAGACUCUUCUGCUGUAGGCCUACAGAUGGAGGCAGAUGGCUCUGAAAGCAGCUCUCACUCCUCUACACCCUCCAGGAAGAGUGAUGAGUGUUUGGGUCAAGGAGAAACCUUCACACGAGGAGAUUAUUCUGCUGGACAUGUCCAGCAGGGGGCAUCAGGCGCACAGUCCAAGAGGACAGACGAGACCGAGGACUCAGCACACAGAUGGACACCAGAGGAGGCAGAGAUCCACGAGAAACUCAGAUCCACUCUGAAGAGCAAGUUUGAGCAGCUGGUUGAGGGAGUACCCAAUCAGGGAGACCCCAGACUCCUCCAAGAGAUCUACACAGACCUCUACGUCACAGAGGGGGGAGGAGGAGGGGUCAAUUAUGAGCAUGAGGUCAGACAGAUAGAGAGGGCAUCCUGGAGAAGAGUAGCACAGGACAGACCAAUCAAAUGCAGUGACAUCUUCAAACGCUUACUGGAGGAGGAAAGACGCUUCCUGGAAGAAGAGAGAAAAAAGGAGCCCCUUCACAAACAACACAGACCCAUCAGAACAGUGCUGACUAAGGGAGUGGCCGGCAUUGGAAAAACAGUCUCUGUGCAGAAGUUCAUUCUGGACUGGGCUGAAGGAACAACCAAUCAGGAAGUCCACUUCAUAUUUCCUCUUCCUUUCCGAGAGCUGAACCUGAUGAAGGAGAAGAAACUCAGUCUGGUGGAGCUCAUUCAAGUUUUUUUCCCAGAAGUAAAUGACCCAAGAAUCUUAACCAGUUCAGAACACAGAGUCAUGUUUAUAUUUGAUGGUCUGGAUGAGUGUCGACUUCCUCUAGAUUUCCGCUCCAACCCAAGAUGUUGUGAUGCAACAGAGCCAGUCUCAGUGGACGUGCUGCUGACAAACCUCAUCAAGGGGGAUCUGCUUCCCUCUGCUCUCCUCUGGAUCACCACCCGACCAGCAGCAGCCAAUCAGAUCCCUCCUAAGUUUGUGUAUCAGGUGACAGAAAUAAGGGGAUUCAACGACCCACAGAAAGAUGAGUACUUCAGGAAGAGAAUCAGUGAUGAGAACCUGGCCAGCAGAACAGUCACACACCUGAAGUCAACCAGGAGUCUCUACAUUUUGUGCCACAUUCCAGUCUUCUGCUGGAUUACAGCCACCGUUGUAGAGAGAACAUCAGAAUCAGAGAAAGUAAAAAUGCCACGGACUCUCACUCAAAUGUACACACACUUCUUGAUAGUUCAGACAAGCAUCAAGCAGAAGUACACAGAGAGAAAAGAGACCGAUGAAGAGGUGAUUUUCCAACUGGGGAAACUGGCUUUCCAACAGCUGGAGAAGGGCAAUCUGAUCUUCUAUGAGGAGGACCUGAGAGAGUGUGGCACUGACGUCACAGAAGCAUCAGUGUACUCAGGAGUGUGUACCCAGAUCUUCAGAGAGGAGGCUGGGCUGUGCCACGGGAGGGUGUUCAGCUUUGUGCAUCUGAGCAUCCAGGAGUUUCUUGCAGCUCUGUAUGUGUUCCUCUGCUUCAGCAACAGACAGAGAAACAUACCUGAUCAACAGCAAACCUCUCAGCUCUCUGCUCUGUUCACAGCUACAACACUUCAUGACCUACACAAGACUGCAGUGGACCUGGCCUUACAGAGUAAGAAUGGACACCUGGACCUUUUCCUCCGCUUCCUUCUGGGCCUCUCACUGGAGUCCAAUCAGAGUCUCUUAAAACACCUACUGCCACAGAGCAGCAGCCAAUCAGAUAGUUCAGAACAAACAGUCCAGUAUAUCAAACAGAAGAUCAGAGAUCAACAUGAUUCCAACAGAAGUAUUAACCUGUUCUACUGUCUGAAUGAGCUGAAUCACCAUGCUGUAGUGGAGCUCAUUGACAAGAGCUCAGGAACUCUGUCUGUAGUCAUGCUCUUACCAGGACAGUGGGAGACUAAGACAUGGAAGACAUUUAAGUUGUCAGAAGAGCAGCUGGAUGAGUUUGACCUGCAGAAGCACAUAAAGACACCAGAGGAAGACCAGACUGAACUCCUCAGUCCAGAGGAAGUUCUUCAGAAGGUGCUGCCAGCAGUCACAUCAGCUCUGCUGGAUAGCUGUAAGCUGACAGAGAAGAGCUGCUUCUAUCUGGCCUCUGCUCUCACAUCACUCUCCUCAACACUCAGACUGCUGCACCUGAGUCUUAAUCCCAUGCAGGACUCAGGAGUGGAACUUUUAUGUUCUGCUCUUUCUCAUCAGAACUGCAAACUGGAGGAACUAAAGCUGCAGCACUGUUUCCUGACAGAGAAGAGCUGCUCCUAUCUGGCCUCUGCUCUCACAUCACUCUCCUCAACACUCAGACUGCUGGACCUGAGUGGGAAUCACCUGCAGGACUCAGGAGUGGAACUGUUAUGUUCUGCUCUUUCUCAUCAGAACUGCAAACUGGAGGAACUACGGCUGGUUGACUGUAAGCUGACAGAGAAGAGCUGCUCCUAUCUGGCCUCUGCUCUCACAUCACUCUCCUCAACACUCAGACUGCUGGACCUGACUAGUAAUGACCUGCAGGACUCAGGAGUGGAACUUUUAUGUUCUGCUCUUUCUCAUCAGAACUGCAAACUGGAGGAACUACAGCUGCAGGGCUGUGAUCUGACAGAGAAGAGCUGCUCCUAUCUGGCCUCUGCUCUCACAUCACUCUCCUCAACACUCAGACUGCUGGACCUGACUAGUAAUGACCUGCAGGACUCAGGAGUGGAACUUUUAUGUUCUGCUCUUUCUCAUCAGAACUGCAAACUGGAGGAACUACGGCUGGAUAGCUGUAAUCUGACAGAGAAGAGCUGCUCCUAUCUGGCCUCUGCUCUCACAUCACUCUCCUCAACACUCAGACUGCUGCACCUGAGUAGUAAUGACCUGCAGGACUCAGGAGUGGAACUUUUAUGUUCUGCUCUUUCUCAUCAGAACUGCAAACUGGAGGAACUACGGCUGGAUAGCUGUAAUCUGACAGAGAAGAGCUGCUCCUAUCUGGCCUCUGCUCUCACAUCACUCUCCUCAACACUCAGACUGCUGCACCUGAGUACUAAUCCCCUGCAGGACUCAGGAGUGGAACUUUUAUGUUCUGCUCUUUCUCAUCAGAACUGCAAACUGGAGGAACUACAGCUGCGGUUCUGUAAUCUGACAGAGAAGAGCUGCUCCUAUCUGGCCUCUGCUCUCACAUCACUCUCCUCAACACUCAGACUGCUGCACCUGAGUACUAAUCACCUGCAGGACUCAGGAGUGGAACUUUUAUGUUCUGCUCUUUCUCAUCAGAACUGCAAACUGGAGGAACUACAGCUGCGGCACUGUAACCUGACAGAGAAGAGCUGCUCCUAUCUGGCCUCUGCUCUCACAUCACUCUCCUCAACACUCAGACUGCUGGACCUGAGUAACACUGUGUUUGGCUUUGAUAAUGUCCUGAGUGCCUCAGCUGUAGAGGAGCUCUCUGCUCUAGUGAAGGACCCACACUGUAAACUGGAGGAACUAACAGUGGGUGAUUGGGGUGAUGUGCGCACCAUCAGAAAGGAGCGUCCAGCAGCAGCAGCAGCAGCAGCAGCAGCAGCCUCCACUAGCAGCUCCCACUCCUCAGAUGCUGCAGAGCUGCACCUCAGAGACAAAGCCCAGCAGCACCCAGGAGCACAGCUGCUCUCUCUGGACACUCACAAGCAGGGUGCAAAGGUUGUUCCACGGAGGAGCUGUGAAUCCUGUACUGAAGUUCCAGACUCCAGCCACUGGGUCCUGGUGAAGCCUGAAGUCUCCACAGAGGAGAGCGUCUCCACCUACAGCCUGAGCUCUCCUGCAGGGAGCUACGAGUGCUCAGAGUCCGGUCUGCGCUGGACGUGUGCUGGUCCAGUCACCCUGCGGUACCGCUUCAUCCAGGACGAGCUGUUCUGGGCCCAGCUGCAGGAGUUACGGUACCAACCCGCCGGUCCUCUGAUGGACAUCAAGCUUCUGUCAGGCCAGCUGGAGGAGGUCCAUCUGCCCCACUCCCUCUGCCUGGGUGGUUUUGACCCGGCCGUGCUGGGAGGUGCGGUCAGGGCCCUGCACAGUGACGACAGCGACAGCGGCGUUUCCCUGGAGAUGUGUCAGCUGAGCCGUUUCCAUGGCAGGCUUCCAGCACCAUGCUUCUCUCUGUGGCAGCUGGUGGUGAGUCUGGGCAUCCCAGUGAAGAGCCACUGUGAGGUCCUGAUCUACCAGUCCUGCCCCCGGCCCCUGGUCCUCCACACCUACCUGCUGCCCGCACCCUCCACAGCCAGGCAGGAGGUGCAGCAGAGGUGGAGGAGCCAGGAGAAGCUCAUCUCCAAGCCGCCCCCCGACGACUCCUUCUGGGUCAACACCAGAUUCCAGCUCUGCGUCUCCAGCUCCAUCACUCCCCCAGAGAUCACCCCCCCAGAGAUCACCCCCCCAGAGAUCACUCCCUCAGUGAUGAAGCUCAGCUACAAAACCCCCCCGACAUUCUUCGAGGUGUGCUUGAGGAACCCCUCUGGGGACUUCAACAUGGAGCUUAGAACCGCUGACACGAGCCAACCUGUUUGGAGUGCCGUUCUGAGGAAGGGCGCUGACUACCCCCGGACCCGAGAACAAGCCGACCCAGGGGAGACCUCCGACUCACACGCAGCGUCUGCACCUUCAAGGCAUCCUGAUCCAGGGCAGGAUUUCUUCUCCAAACACAAGGGGGCGCUGGAGACUCGUCUUCCUGUCCUCGCCUCCAUCCUGAUUCCACUCCAGCAGAGGGGGGUUCUGAAUGACCUGGAGCGGGAGCAGGUGGAGAGCAAACCCACCAGCACAGAACGGAACCAUGUUCUGCUCACCAUCAUACAGAAAAGAGGAACCACAGCCCAACUGGAGUUCUACAAGGUUCUAAAGGAGGUUGACCCUGGUCUGGUGAACGACCUAGAAGGAACUUCCUGAAUCUUCAAUGCAUCCUUCAGUUUUUACCUUAGUAUAAUAUGAGGCCUAAGCCUAUAAUGCUUUCAAGGCAUUUUAAUGGUAAACUAACUUGUAUUAGGGACUACUGUUUGUUGUAAAUUGUGUUAUAUUGCCUUGUCAGUCGACGAGACUCUUUGGAGAUUAUUUUUACCAGUGCGUGAACAAAUCCAUGUCUGGAAGGAUCCGAGCCAUAAGUGGUAUUUACGCCAAUUGUGUAAAAUACAAAUAGUCCACAACUGUAGUUGCUCUCUCGGAGUUCUUUUAUCUUGUGCUAACAUGUACAGUAUGCACAGAACUCUAAAGUUCAGAAGGAAUGUACGUCACUCUUGGGGUUAAUACUGGUGCUGGUGUGUGUUCCUCCUGUUUACAGUAUUUUACAUGAAUGCGUCAGUUUAAGUAAAUAACUGUUUUUCUUACAUAUGUUUAUGCCAUUCAUUUGAUCAGUAAGGACCAAUUAGUAUCCUAUUGGCAUAAGUGAAAUACGAGACUUGUGUCUCUCAGAUGAUCUGAUCUCAGGACUCUCAGAUAAACUUUGUCUGGAUUCAUCGUGUAAACCUGUAAUGACCAUGCAGUGGCUCAGGGAAGAGAACAUAGCCAAACCUUUGGUAUCAGCAUUGUCCUCCUGAAUGUAAUACACCUGUGUGCCUUAUCUUAUUCGGUGUUCUUAUGAUAUUAGUGACCAUGCCUGCUCUGGAACCUACUGAAUGUAUGCAUGCUAUGUAUAGAAUUGUAUAGAAUUCCCAAAUCAACCUUAAGGCUGAUACUUCAUUUUUCCUUAGGUAAGGAAUUUAUUUAAACGUGUUGCACACAAUUUCUUAAAUGGUGACCUUGGGUAAGGAAAUCCGUUAAAAGAUUUACUUCAUUGAAAGCGAUUUUCUGGCAUGAAGGGGGUGGAGCCCUUACCUGGGGCUGUCUAAAAGUGUGGGGCAUCUUGUGCUGUUUGUCCCACUGUCCACUCCGUACAAAAGGGACCUGGACUACUGUGUGGGGCUUCUUGUGCUGUUUGUCCCACUGUCCACUCCGUACAAAAGGGACCUGGACUACUGUGUGGGGCUUCUUGUGCUGUUUGUCCCACUGUCCACUCCGUACAAAAGGGACCUGGACUACUGUGUGGGGCUCAUAGACAUAGAACGCUAGACGGAGCAUUGGCUGCUGAGACCAUAGACAGUAAAAGAUAUGGACAGAGCUAUCACGUAGACGGCAGCAGAGACCGAGGAAGCAAAUUUCAACGGUUUUUUUAGGUCUUCUUAUUCCGUCAUAGGUCUCCUGCGCAGGCUCAGUUGUCGUACAUGUGACGUAGGCACGUAGUCUGACCGAGUCUGACCUAUGGCGACGCUUUACUCUCGCUGGACGCAUGCGCCUUUAACACUUUAGCAUUGACUUCGGAAAAACGUUA